Molecule: messenger RNA, 525 nt
Organism: Henningerozyma blattae CBS 6284
Lineage: Eukaryota; Fungi; Ascomycota; Saccharomycetes; Saccharomycetales; Saccharomycetaceae
Gene: MRPS12
Product: mitochondrial 37S ribosomal protein uS12m
Exons: 1
Coding region: 1-525 (174 amino acids)
Biological process (GO): translation
Cellular component (GO): small ribosomal subunit; ribosome
Molecular function (GO): structural constituent of ribosome
Source: RefSeq, a predicted model, not a curated record
AUGUUUAAUAGUGCUUUUAAAAAUGGAACAGCUUCCAUUUUCUCUAAAUCCUUACCUUUGGCUACUAUGCAAUCACCUUUGGUUUCUAGAACAUUUGCGACAAGUCAACCAGUUUGGGCAACAUUAAAUCAAAUCAAGAGAGCUAAAAAGAGUAGUGUAUUGGGUAAUCCUAACCACCGCCGUAGCAAUGCACCUUCGAAAGCCCCAGACCUACAAGUGUGCCCUCAACGUAAAGGUGUCGUAUUACGUGUGUUGGUCCUAAAGCCAAAAAAACCAAAUUCUGCUCAACGUAAGGCUGCUCGUGUAAGAUUAAGCAAUGGUAAUAUAGUUUCUGCAUAUAUUCCAGGAGAAGGCCAUAAUAUUCAAGAACAUUCAAUUGUAUACGUACGAGGUGGUAGAUGCCAAGACUUACCAGGUGUUAAGUAUCAUCUAAUUAGAGGUGCUGGUGACUUGUCUGGUGUGGCAAACAGAAUUACUUCGAGAUCAAAGUAUGGUGUCAAGAAGCCAGGGGAAAAGACUGCUUAG